Molecule: messenger RNA, 702 nt
Organism: Rotaria sordida
Lineage: Eukaryota; Metazoa; Rotifera; Eurotatoria; Philodinida; Philodinidae
Source: the annotation of a GenBank genome assembly
AUGAAUACUAUCGAUGAUUUCCAUUUUCUUAAAACGAUCAGUCGUGGUGGUUAUGAACGAGUUUAUUUAGCAACAAAGAAAAAUGAUGAAAAUAAAACAAAAUAUGCAAUUAAACUUAUUAAUAAACGAUAUAUAGUUCUUAAUGAAUGUAAUGCACUAGCAACAAUGAAUAGUCAAUUUGUAGUUCGUUUCUUUUAUUCUUUACAAAGCAAAGAAAAUAUUUAUUUAAUAAUGGAAUAUAUGAUUGAUGAUGAUUUAAUAUCAUUUUUAUGUAUAAAACAUAUACUUGAAAAACAUGAAGCACAAUUUUAUGUUGCUGAAAUAGCUCUUGCACUUGAUUAUUUGCAUCAACGAGAUGUUACAUAUUGCCAAUAUAUAGUAGAUCUGAUUAAAGAUUAUUCCAAGUUUUUAUCAGUCGCCGAUGUUAUUGGUACAUCAUCUGUAUGUAAAGUACGUGCUUUUCGUAUACCUGAUCAAAUUAUAUCAUUAACAUCUGACCUCAGUUUUCGAAAAACUUUAUCCGAAUGUAUUCCUAAAAAUGAACCAUUAUCAUUUGGACAUGAUGAUUUUAAUGAUCAUGAAGAUGCAAAUACAAAUAAUGCAUUCGAUUUCCUUCUUUCUAGUCCAAAUAGACAAUCAUCAACAAAUAUAUCACAAACAAUAAAACAACGACCACAUAUUUAUCAAAAAUCUAUGCCAUAA